AGUCAGGGGUGUCUUCUUGUGUUUGGUGAUUGGUGUAGGGUCAAGAGUUUUCAGUUCUAGGACCAUCAGUCGGAUGUUUAAUGAUUUUUCAGCUUUUCUUCCCAUUUUUCCAAUUCAAGUAGCCAUGAAAACUGGUGUACUAAUUGGCUUGUAAUUCUUUAAAGUUUCAACCCCCCCCCCCCCCCAAUCCAUACACAAAAGUUUCCUCCAAUCUCAAGCCAGUUUCUUGCUCCAAAACAUUAUUCAAGAAAUGAUUUUUUGACAAUCUUGGCAUUACAACAUGUGCAUGCAUGCCAUAGGAGCAGAGGUCCCAAGUUCUUGAUUGUAUAGAAACUCUUAUUAGGUGUUCUUGUGCCAGAGGUUUUUCCUUCCACUCUGAGCAGCCAUUUUUGAGGAUGAAGAGUUGAGGUCAACAAUAAGCUCUUUCUCUACCAAGUAAUUUCCAUUUAAGGUAGAGGGCUGCAGAGCUCAAGAAUGGCAACUGCAAACCAAAACCAAAUCCAAAUCCCAGAGGAAGUGCCACAGAAUCUAAGGAAGAGACUUGCUCUUGCUGUUAGAACCAUUCAAUGGAGCUAUGCAAUCUUCUGGUCUAUUUCAUCUAGGCAACCAGGGGUGUUGGAAUGGGGAGAUGGGUACUAUAAUGGUGAUAUAAAAACAAGAAAAACAGUUCAGGCUGCAGAAGUGAACGCCGAUCAGCUGGGGUUGCAGAGAAGCGACCAACUGAGGGAACUUUAUGAGUCUCUAUCACUUGGCGAAACCAGCCCUCAAGCUAAACGGCCCACGGCUGCGUUGUCCCCUGAAGAUCUCACCGAUGCAGAGUGGUAUUUCUUGGUUUGCAUGUCGUUCGUGUUCAAUGUUGAUCAAGGGUUGCCUGGAAGGACAUUAGCCAAAAAUCAGACAAUCUGGCUAUGCAAUGCUCACCGUGCGGACACCAAAGUCUUCUCGCGGUCUUUGCUAGCGAAGAGUGCAGCAAUCCAGACAAUAGUGUGUUUCCCGCAUUUAGGAGGUGUCGUUGAGCUGGGAACCACUGAACUCGUUGCAGAAGAUCUUGAUCUAAUUCAGCAUAUAAAGACCUCGUUCCUGGAUAGUCCUUCUGUGACUGUGCCUGUUCCCAACAUUACCAACCAUGUCUCUAACAACAUUGUCAGCAACAAUGGUCUCAACUGUGAAAUGCCUGAUUGUGCUAACAUGCCUGAAGAUGGUCUCGAUCAAUUUUUGGAUUGUCCGGACAUGGACAAUUGUUCUCCCAACGACUGUUCAAAUGAUUUUGCAGACAAUCUGCUGAGAGAGGAAUCAAAUUUGGUAGAAGUAGCUGAUGGGGAGCAAAGCUGGCCAUUCAUGGAUGAUGCAAUCAGUUGUCUUAACAAUUCUAUGAAUUCCAGUGACUGUGUAUCACAUACGUAUGAAGAUCCUGAGACACCGCUCCCACUUUCGGACGGGAAGAGAGAAACAAACAGUUGUAUUCGUGAAACUCAAGAAUGUAAUCAGAACAACACCUCUGGUCUCCAAGGCAAUGAUGUUCAUUAUCAAACUGUACUUUCCAACCUUUUGAAGAGUUCUCAUCAGUUGAUUCUGGGGCCCUAUUUUGGGAAAGGAAGUGGAGGAUCGAGCUUCAUUAGCUGGAGGAAGGAUGGAACGUCGGGAGCACCGGUACCCCAAAGUGGAACAACUUCACAAAGAUUACUAAAGAAAGUGCUCCUUGAAGUGGCAAGAAUGCAUGAAAAUUGCCGGCUUGAAUCUGUUAAAAACAAUGGGAAUUCUAAACCAGAAGUAGAGGAAGUGGAUAGAAACCACGUCUUGUCUGAAAGGAAACGAAGAGAAAAAAUAAAUGAGAGAUUUACAAUUCUCGGAUCAUUAGUCCCAUCUGGUGGCAAGGUUGACAAAGUAUCGAUUCUUGAUCAUACAAUAGAGUACUUGAGAGAGCUUGAGAGAAGAGUCGAGGAGCUGGAAUCUUACAAAGAAGCAGCGGAGCUAGGGUCGAGUACACAGAGCAAACCUCUGGAUGCCAUUGAGAGGACGUCAGAUAAUUACGGCCCUAGUAAAAACGGUAGUACCAAGAAGCCAUCAAUGAACAAGAGAAAGGCUAGUGAAAUGGAGAAAACAGGAGGCGAAACCAACAGGGCUCGUUUGAGAGAUUCCUCGACAGACAAUUUAACCGUCACCAUUGCAGACAAGGAUGUGUUGAUUGAGAUGAGGUGUUUUUGGAGGGAAUGUGUAUUGCUUGAAGUUAUGGAAGCCAUAAGCAAGCUACAUUUGGAUACGCAAAGCGCCCAAUCCUCCAUCGACGAUGGAAUUCUAUCCAUGACUUUGAAAGCAAAGUGCAAGGGAUUGAAAACUGCAUCAGCAAGUGUGAUCAGACAAGCUCUUCAGAGAGUUGUCCGAAAGAAUUGAAGAUGAUGCUCCGAGUCUGUAGAUGUUUUAACCUGUGUAAAGAUCUGUAUUAAGUAACCUAAACAUGUAGUUGCAGGGAUUUUUGCAAGUAGUCUAGUCCAAAUAUGCAAUGAAGGAACUACUCUUGGGAGAAGCCAGUUUCUUGAUCACCGCUUCUAUUUUCUUGAAAGUCUUAAUCAAAAACCAUUUAAGUACAAA
Molecule: messenger RNA, 2589 nt
Organism: Sesamum indicum (sesame)
Lineage: Eukaryota; Viridiplantae; Streptophyta; Magnoliopsida; Lamiales; Pedaliaceae
Product: transcription factor EGL1
Molecular function (GO): protein dimerization activity
Source: RefSeq, a predicted model, not a curated record